AUGGCCUUUUCCUGUCGCCCGCAUUCUUCGGAAGGUGAGGAUUUCGGUGAUCCUUUUGUGGUGCUUCAACAGUCUGCUCAUAUUUUUAAUGUCGAGAUUUCCCUAAAGCUCCGCCCUUAAUGCUGCGAUGAGCCAAUCCGAGGGCCACAAGGAACUUUGAAUGACGUCAUUGGGCUCGACAUUCCAAAUCUGAACACAAAAAUGCAAUUAUGUCCAUGAACGAAAUAGUUUUCAAUUAGGCACAUUCGCUUUUCGGCGUUGAUGCAUUUUCAAAAUACAAAGGUGAAUUGAGAAGUCUAUACAAAUUGAUACCGGGUAGCAACUUUUGAAUAAGUCAAUCGGCGUAUGGUAAUCGGUGGUCGUUUGUAUGCUACCGGGUUCUAUCUCUAUGGUACCUGGGUCGGAGGUCGAUGCAGUAGCUACCGGGUAGCUACAUGACAUUCGCGAUUUCUUUCGAAAAGUCUGGAAUUGCUUCCCGGGUCGUUAUUUUUUGUUUCAGCUUCAUCCAAUAAGACCCUGGAAGGCUUGGAACGGUGUAAAAAAAAACCGUCCAAUUUCAAAUUGUAAAAUCUUUCAGUUUUGAUGAUUCAUUUUCAGUCGCCUGUUGUGGACUCGAAAAGUCGCGAGCUUCUGUUGAAGCCAAAAAGAAGCUUUUUCUGAUGCUGUUGGUGACCGAAGACGCACCGAUGGCGAAUCUCCUGCACGCCGAAGGUCUCAACUACUUCUACAGUUCGUGUUUCCUCUUUCGUGACACUCCGACAUUCAUUGAAAUAAACAACAAAUUCCGCAGUCCAAGACUCGAAUAAAUGACAAGUAUCAGAUUUCAACACUCUAUUUUUGUCUUUCAAUCUUUAAUUCUUUAUCUAGUGGAUCAUACGUUUGUUUGACGACAUUUGACUAAAUGAGAUCAUUUUCCAGACAUGCGCUUCGAAAACGGGAGAAGACUCGAAGGAUAA
Molecule: messenger RNA, 956 nt
Organism: Caenorhabditis auriculariae
Lineage: Eukaryota; Metazoa; Nematoda; Chromadorea; Rhabditida; Rhabditidae
Source: the annotation of a GenBank genome assembly